Ricinus communis (castor bean) is the source of this 1636-nucleotide messenger RNA. Its product is annotated as 2-carboxy-1,4-naphthoquinone phytyltransferase, chloroplastic. The record is from RefSeq and is a predicted model, not a curated record. NCBI's taxonomy places the organism in Eukaryota, Viridiplantae, Streptophyta, Magnoliopsida, Malpighiales, Euphorbiaceae. The coding region runs from base 174 to 1385 and encodes 403 amino acids. Gene Ontology annotation, biological process: phylloquinone biosynthetic process. Gene Ontology annotation, cellular component: membrane. The transcript has 12 exons. Gene Ontology annotation, molecular function: prenyltransferase activity.
AUCAACCAUUACCCAUAAGUUUAAAUACCACCGUGUUUAUGUUUCAGUUACAGUUAAACUUUCUAUACUCUAUCAGACAGUUGACAGUUGACACUUACCACUUACCAUCUUAUCUCUUCUUGUCUGACAGAAAAGAGGCAUGAGCAAGAACUUCCUAAGAUAACACUGCAGAUAUGGCACUGCCAUUUUGUAAAAUCUAUCAGCAGUUUGGUCUUUACAUACUACAUGAAUCUUUCAUCAAGAGCAGUCAUGCAACAAGAUCUUACCCAGGAGUUCUUUUUCUAGAUGCUUCUAAAAGAUCGCUACACUUCUGUUGUAGCAUAGAAAAGAUUUCUUCUAGGACUUUCGAAAUCAAGAAACGAAGCCAAUGUGGACAGGUUUUGUGUAAAAGUAAAACUCACUACAAUGAUGGUACUUUUGAAGAGGGAAAAGAGGAAGAUAUUUCUAAAGUUACGUUGAUAUGGAGGGCAAUCAAAUUGCCAAUUUACUCUGUUGCUUUGGUUCCUCUUACAGUAGGGGGUGCAGCUGCUUAUUUGCAGACGGGCAUGUUUUCAACUAAGCGCUAUUUUGUGCUAUUGGCUUCUUCAAUCCUUAUCAUAACUUGGCUCAAUUUAAGCAACGAUGUUUAUGAUUUCGAUACAGGAGCAGAUAAGAACAAGAAAGAAUCAGUUGUAAACUUGGUUGGCAGCCGUUCAGGAACAUCUAUUGCUGCUUACUUAUCGCUGGGCCUUGGCUUCGUGGGGCUGACAUGGACAUCUCUUGGGGCAAGCAGCAUGCAAGCAAUAUUAUUACUGGCUUGUGCAAUUACUUGUGGCUAUAUAUACCAGUGUCCGCCAUUUCGGUUAAGUUACCAUGGAUUGGGUGAACCCUUGUGCUUUUCAGCAUUUGGGCCAUUUGCUACUACUGCUUUCUACUUACUGUUGGGAAGGACAAGUGAGAUGACCAAUCUUCCAUUAACUGGCACAGUUCUAUCUGUAUCAGUCCUUGUAGGAUUCACAACAUCUUUAAUCCUCUUUUGUAGUCAUUUUCAUCAAAUAGAAGGAGAUAGAGCUGUCAGAAAAUUAUCCCCCAUGGUUAGGCUUGGCACAGAAAGAGGUUCUUACGUAGUGAAAGCAGCAACCAUAACACUCUACUCUCUUUUGCUUGCUUUUGGUUUGAGCAGGGCUCUUCCUUUUCCUUGCAUUCUUCUUUGCGCCCUUACAGUACCUACAGGGAAACUAGUAGUUAGCUUUGUUGAAGAAAACCACAAGGACAAAGGGAAGAUUUUUAUGGCAAAGUAUUAUUGUGUGAGAUUACAUGCUUUAUUUGGGACAGCAUUGGCUGCAGGACUAGUAGCAGCUAGAAUGCUUACCAGAAAACAUGUUCCUAGUCUGAUGUUUUCUUGAAUAUUGUCCUGCCAGAACACUCUUCAAGAUAGAUUACGGACUGGAAGAUUUUUGUUAAAUAUCUGCUGAAGGGUAUAGAUAGCAUGUGGUCUCAUAAACUUACAGUUAGUUAUAUCCAGCUAGUAACAGAAAUAUCAGAAGCUCUUGUGCCAAUUGAUUUUUCUACUGUCAUAGAAUAAACAUUUCAGAAACAUCUGCAUAUCCAAGCUUUUCUAAAAUCUCAUUUUUCUAAAGUUAAUGUAUUUCUUUCA